AUGUCCGCUGCCACCGAUAUCCCGGAAAAUGUCCUCUUCACGACGCUCCCUCAGGAGCUGACAGAAGUGGACUACAUUGUCGUUGGUGGGGGCACGGCCGGUUCCAUUGUUGCAUCCAGGCUAUCGGAUGCGCAUCAGGAUGCCAGUGUACUGGUUAUCGAGGCCGGGCCAGAGAGCUUCAAUACUCCAUCUGUUAUGUACCCUGCGCUUUUCAGAUCGAAUCUCUCUCCCGCUAGCCCCUUGUUGAAGUUCAGCGUCGCGGCUCCUGCGCCUGAGUUGGCGAACCGGUCCCUGGCAAUUGCCUCGGGGAAAACCCUCGGCGGCGGGUCGGCUGUGAAUUUCAUGAUGUAUGCUCGCGGCCAGCGUGCUGAUUUUGAUAGCUGGGGGGUCGCGGGAUGGUCAGCCAAGGAACUUCUACCUUUCUUUGAGAAGGCUGAGACUUUUUACGGACCUGACCCGAGCUCUACACAUGGACACAAUGGUCCGAUUGCUGUGUCAAGUGGCAGAUAUCUGGGACCUACUCUCUCGAAGGAUUAUAUCAGUGCUUGCAGCAAGAUUGGAUAUCGGACUGCCUUCGAUGUUCAAGACCUGGCCACCGGCAAUGCAGCCGGAGCGACGUAUCGUACAGUUUCCCCAACUACUGGCAGAAGACAAGACACGGGCUAUACAUUCUUGUACCCGCGGCUGCGCUUCUCCAAGUGCAGGAAGUUGUCUGUUUUGGUUCAAACACAGGUUCUCCGAGUGCUUUUCGAUGAAACCAAACGCGCCACGGGGGUAGAAAUACAGGGAAGUGGAACAACGCCUCAAACUAUCCGAGCCAAGAAGCUCGUGGUCCUCUCAGCGGGUGCACUGGGUACCCCUCAGAUACUUGAGAGAUCGGGCGUCGGCGAUCCCAAGAUUCUGGAGAAGGCGGGAGUUCCUGUUGUUUCAGCCCUGCCCGGCGUUGGCGUCAACUAUCAAGACCACCAAAUGAUCACGCCGGUUUACAAGGCAGACCUCACUGCAAAGGAAAACGUGGACAGCGUCGCCAAGGGAAUCUUCAAUUCUACGGAGCUCAUUGAGCAAAAUGCCCCAAUUCUGAGCUGGAACGGAGUUGAUGCCUCCGCAAAGCUUAGGCCGACGCAAGCAGAGAUAAAUGCAUUCAAACCUGCCCUUCGCAAAGUUUGGGAUGAGCAUUUUGCCAAGGACCCCAGCAAGCCCCUUGCCGUCAUGGCAUCUUUUGCAGGGGCUUUAGACUCGUCGGCAACAUAUCCAGCAACCGAGAGAUACUUCACGCUGCCGAUUUAUUCCGCCUAUCCGCGAUCCCGUGGUCAUGUUCACAUCACAGGUCCCGCACUGAGUGAUCCACUCGACUUCAAAACGGGUAUCCUUGCCGAUGCCGAAGGAUCGGAUAUUCAGCUCCUGACAUGGAUAUGGAAGAAGCAGCGCCAAAUUGCGAAGCGAAUGACGUGCCAGCGCGGCCAAGCCUCCCCCGGCCCCCAGUUUCCGGCGGACUCCUUGGCAACAAGCGACCUUGCAUUAGAUUCGGCCAAGGAUGAUCCGAUCUACUCUUCCGCUGAUGAUGAGGCCAUUGAAGCGUGGUUGAGGAAGGUGGUCAGCACUCCGUUUCACUCUGUUGGCACGUGCAAGAUGGCUGCACAAGCAAAGCUCGGCGUUGUAGAUGGCCAACUGAACGUCUACGGCGUUUCGGGCUUGAAGAUUGCGGAUCUAAGCAUAGCCCCUGGAAUUACCUCUGGAAACACAAUGAACGCGGCCGUUGUAGUGGGCGAAAAGGCAGCGGAUAUUAUUAAUAAGGGAGCCUAG
Clonostachys rhizophaga is the source of this 1803-nucleotide messenger RNA. Lineage: Eukaryota; Fungi; Ascomycota; Sordariomycetes; Hypocreales; Bionectriaceae. The record is from the annotation of a GenBank genome assembly.